This is a messenger RNA of Planococcus citri (citrus mealybug), 1364 nucleotides long. RefSeq names its product D1 chromosomal protein (gene D1). Gene Ontology annotation, molecular function: DNA binding. Lineage: Eukaryota; Metazoa; Arthropoda; Insecta; Hemiptera; Pseudococcidae. The transcript has 4 exons. The record is from RefSeq and is a predicted model, not a curated record. Bases 242 to 538 code for a protein of 98 amino acids.
AUUCCGAAUGGUCAUUUCGGAGAUAAAAAUACCUCACAUGGUCACAUUGCGUUAUUUUUUGUUGUGUGUUUACGCUUCAAACAAUCGUUCCAACGCGCAUUAAUUCGUUUUUCGUUUGUUUUUUGUCCUUUUGGUGGAAUUUUUGUUUAUUAAUAGCUUCUUUGCAUCAGUAUUUUUAAUUAAUUAGAUAUUUUCUCAGGUGUUCAUCGUUUCACCGGUAUAUAUAUAAUCCCUAUUCACAAUGUCAGACUCAGCAGGUACAAGGAAACGAGGAAGGCCCGCAAAAGCUGCAGCCGAAACGAAUAAUACUUCUGUCAAAGAGUCAAAAAAGAAGAAGGCCCCUGUUGAAAAAAAAGAAACCAAAACUGAUGAAGAUGCACCAGCAACUAAACGUGGUCGUGGCCGUCCCAAAGGUCUAAAUAAACCAAAAGCGGCGAAAUCUAGUUCGUCAGGCUCACGUGGCCGAGGCAGACCCAAAAAAGCCGAUAAACCCGCUGAAGAAUCUUCGGCCGAAGAAAAUGAUAACGAUACCGAUUAAUUUCGGUAUAUUUAUUGGCCUGUAAGAGAGAUUUCGAGGGAAUGUUUUUUAUAUGAUAGUUAAUCUUAUUAUUAAAAAUAUUUUGUUUUCAAUUCUAGUUCCAAAUUUAAAUUAGUGAUUUCGAUUUUUUCCUAUCUUCUUUUGUAAAUUUGAGAAAUUCCUCGUUUGUUUUUCUUUUUUUCUACGAGUUUGAAUAGUUUUGCACUGCCAAAACUGGUUCCUCUAAUGGUUUCCAGGUUUAGAAUUUGAAUUGUGAAGAAGAAAAAAAUGUGUUACGGAUCAAAAUUAUUUUUGUUUUAUGUGUGACAUCUAAACGAAAAUAUUCUAGUUUGCUCAUAUUUGUUAUAAAAUAUGCGCAUUCUUAUACCUGGCAGAUCCCAUAUUAGAUUUAAGUAAUCCAUUUUUCACUAUUUAUGUUCUUCAAUGUAGACGCGAUAUUUAUUAUCGUGACAAAAUUUUAGAUUGUGUUUGACUGUAUCGAGUGUAUUUAUAUAAUGAAGAUUAAUUGAACCAAUGUUCUGUAACCGCUUUUGUGAAUUAAUACUUUUCAACCAUCUCUAUUGUACCUAGAUAAAUUCUAAUUAUAAGGAACCCAGUACAAAAAGCUUCAUUCAUUUUUCUUUUAGUUUCAAAAAAUCAAAAAUACGUCUGCUGUAAAUCUACGUACACUUCGAGAAUAUUUAUGCUUACUUUUUCAUAUACCUAUUAUUUAGAAUCUCAUUUUAACAUUAAUAACAAUAAUAUGUACUAUGAAUCAUGUAUUAUUCAAUUCAUUAUGUAAAUUGAGUUUUAUUCGAAGAUGAUUAAAUAUUAUAAUUUUCAUUGA